Messenger RNA from Vombatus ursinus (common wombat), 469 nucleotides. RefSeq names its product chromosome unknown C12orf73 homolog (gene CUNH12orf73). Gene Ontology annotation, cellular component: mitochondrion. The record is from RefSeq and is a predicted model, not a curated record. Gene Ontology annotation, biological process: mitochondrial respiratory chain complex III assembly. The transcript is spliced from 3 exons. Bases 133 to 339 code for a protein of 68 amino acids. Lineage: Eukaryota; Metazoa; Chordata; Mammalia; Diprotodontia; Vombatidae.
CCCAGUACCUUCCUGCCCGGGCUUGCGCUAGCUGCACCCAGGGGUUCCCCGGGGUGCGCGCGCCGCCGCCCAGGCUCCAGCUUGGGCUGCAGCCAGUCUCGAGGUUCUGCCUGUCCCAGCCCGCAGCUCGACAUGCCCGCGGGCGUGUCGUGGCCCUCGUACCUGAAAAUGGUCGCAGCCAGCAUGGGGGCCAUGCUGGCUGGGGCAGAAGUGGUGCACAGGUACUACCGACCCGAUCUGACUAUACCUAAAGUCCCCCCAAAACGUGGUGAACUCAAGACAGAGCUUUUGGGGCUGAAAUCCAGAGAAGAGCAAGAUCAGAUUUCUCAGCAGCAGUGAUCUACAUGGUCAGCAUUUGACACAGGGACUUUUACUCCAUUUUUGUACAUGUGGACAGUUAUUUUGCUUGACCAGAUACACUCAGGGUUCUCCAUGAACAUUAAUAAAUUCAUCUGUAUUUGUGGUUUGA